Molecule: messenger RNA, 4946 nt
Organism: Pleuronectes platessa (European plaice)
Lineage: Eukaryota; Metazoa; Chordata; Actinopteri; Pleuronectiformes; Pleuronectidae
Gene: pld1b
Product: phospholipase D1b
Exons: 26
Coding region: 70-3177 (1035 amino acids)
Biological process (GO): cell motility; phosphatidic acid biosynthetic process; intracellular signal transduction
Molecular function (GO): phosphatidylinositol binding; D-type glycerophospholipase activity
Source: RefSeq, a predicted model, not a curated record
CACUCACCCGCAGCUGCUGCCCGAUUCACAUCAGGAGACGAGCCCUGGGCUCCAGACUCAGUGCUAACCAUGCUGCAGCACUCAGACCCGACCUCCAGCACCUUGCAGCUGGUGGCCAACGACAUGACGGACAUCAUGGAGACGCUGGACACCCGCGAGCUGGACCUGGAGGACGGAGAGUACGACACCACGGACACCCAGGUCCCAGCGGAGCAUCUGCCCUUCAAGGUGAUCUACCACACUGUGGGCUUCAAGGAGUCCGAGGCCAAGGUCUUCCUGUCGUCUCCCAUCACGGCCAAGAUCCUGGAGGUGGAGCGCUUCACGUCGGCUCAGGACCGCUUCAACGUGACGGCGCAGAGGAGCGUCAACAAGUCUCUUCCAGCGGUGUUUAAGAUCGAGCUGAAGCACGGGGAGUUCACGUGGCUGGUGAAGAGGAAGGAGAAACACUUCAUGGAUCUGCACCGGGAGCUCAGGACCUACAAAACCUUCAUGAGGCUGCCGCUGCCCACACGCAGCCACACGAUAAGGCGCCACCCGGGCGAGAGGAGUGAGGUGAGGCAGAUGCCGAACCUUCCCAGAGGAGGCAGAGACGAGCUGGCCAGAGAGGAGCAGGUGUCCAGUCGCAGGAAACAAUUGGAAGAUUACCUGAACAAGCUGCUGAAGAUGUCCAUGUACAGGAACUACCAUGCCACGAUGGAGUUCAUUGAUGUCAGUCAACUGUCCUUCAUCCAUGACCUGGGACCCAAAGGCCUAGAAGGGAUGGUGCAGAAGCGAUCGGGGGGGCAUCGAAUCCCCGGGUUGAACUGCUGUGGGCGCAGCAACAUCUGCUACCGCUGGUCCAAACGCUGGCUGGUGGUGAAGGACUCCUUCCUGGUCUACAUGAAGCCGGACUCAGGGGCCAUCUCCUUCGUGAUGCUGGUGGACAAAGAGUUCGGCAUCAAGAUGGACUCCAAGGACACGGAGACCACACAUGGUGUCCGUGUGGACAGCCUGUCCAGGUCUCUGGUGCUGAAGUGCAGCAGCUACCGACACGCCCGCUGGUGGGGUCAGUCGCUCGAGGGCUUCGUCCAGAAGCACGGCGCCGCCUUCCUCACCGACCACCGCUUCGGAUCCUUCGCCCGGCAGGAGGAGAACGUCCUCGCCAAAUGGUACGUGAAUGGUAAAACGUACAUGGAGGACGUAGCAGAUGCUCUUGAAGAAGCCAAGGAGGAAAUAUUCAUCACAGAUUGGUGGCUGAGUCCAGAGAUCUUCCUGAAGAGACCCGUCGUGGAAGGAAACCGCUGGCGUCUGGACUUCAUCUUGAAACGCAAAGCGCAACAAGGAGUGAAGGUGUUCGUGAUGCUCUACAAGGAGGUGGAGUUGGCUCUGGGCAUCAACUCAGGCUACAGCAAGAGGACGCUGAGGCACCUCCACCCCAACAUCAAGGUGAUGCGUCACCCGGACCACGUCUCCUCCGCCGUCUACCUGUGGGCGCAUCACGAGAAGAUCAUCAUCAUCGACCAAUCAGUGGCCUUCGUGAGCGGGAUCGACCUGGCGUACGGACGGUGGGACGACCGGGAGCACCGUCUGACCGACGUGGGGAGUGUGACGCUCUCUCACCUGGAGCAGGCGAGCUCCGCCCCCUCCACUAACGCUGCCCCCCCCAACGGGGGCGGCUCCGCCUCCCAGAGCAACGGGAAAACCAUCUUCACCGUGACGGACUCUGUGGACCAGCCCAAGCUGAAGAGCCAGGGGAGGAUGAAGAGGACCAAGUUCAGCAUCAGGAGACACCUGCAGAAACAUGGCCUGGCCCAGGCCGACAGCGACAGUGACCUGGAGACUGAAGAGAUGAGCGACUCGGUGCAGCCCGGCGUCGGGGAUCUGUUUGGAAACACACGCUUCUGGCACGGGAAGGAUUACUGCAACUUCGUGUACCGGGACUGGAUCCAGCUGGAGAAGCCCUUCGAUGAUUUCAUCGACAGACACACAACUCCCAGGAUGCCCUGGCACGACAUCGCCUCGGUGGUUCACGGCAGCGCGGCGCGGGACGUGGCCCGACACUUCAUCCAGAGGUGGAACUUCACCAAGCUGGUGAAGCCGAAGUACCGCUCCCUGUCGUUCCCCUACCUUCUGCCCAAGUCUCACACCACAGCCGGAGAGCAGCGCUACCAGGUCCCGGACUGCAUCCCCACCAGAGUCCAGAUCCUUCGCUCGGCCUCGGACUGGUCGGCCGGCAUCAAAUACCACGAGGAGUCGAUCCACAACGCCUACGUGCACGCCAUCAAGAACAGCCAGCACUUCGUCUACAUCGAGAAUCAGUUCUUCAUCAGCUGCGCAGACAACCGGCACGUUUUCAACAAGAUAGGAGACACUAUCGCCGAGAGAAUCAUCAGAGCGUACAGGGAGGGGACAAGAUACCGAGUGUACGUGGUGACGCCUCUGCUGCCCGGCUUCGAAGGAGACAUCAACACAGGGGGGGGCAGCGCCAUCCAGGCUGUCAUGCACUUCAACUACAGGACCAUGAACCGAGGAGAACACUCCAUCAUCUCCCAGCUCCGGAAAGAGAUGGGAGACCAGUGGAUGAACUACAUCUCCAUCGCUGGUCUGAGGACUCACGCCGAGCUGGAGGGGAAACUGGUCACAGAGCUCAUCUACGUCCACAGCAAGAUGCUGAUCGCUGACGACAACACGGUGAUCAUCGGCUCGGCCAACAUCAACGACCGCAGCAUGCUGGGGAAGAGGGACAGCGAGGUGGCUGUGAUCGUGGAGGACUCGGAGACGGUUGACUCUGUGAUGGACGGACAGCCGUACCAGGCUGGACGCUACGGUCUUCAGCUGCGUCUCGAGUGCUUCAGGAUGAUCCUCGGUGCCUUCACAGACGCCUCCAUCGAUGUCUCCGAUCCCGUCAGUGAUCACUUCUAUAAGGAGGUCUGGAUGUCCACCUGCGCUAUUAACGCCACCAUCUACCAGAAGGUGUUCCGCUGCCUGCCGUCCAGUGACGUGCGGAGCAUCCUGGAGCUGGAGGGCUACCUGGCGAAGGAGGGCCUGGAGAAGGAGGACCCGGCCCGGGCCCGCGAGGAGCUGAAGAAGAUCCGCGGCUUCCUGGUCCAGUUCCCUCUUCAGUUCCUGGGUGAGGAAAACCUGCUUCCUCCCAUGGGCUCCAAGGAGGCCAUGGUGCCGAUGGAGGUCUGGACCUGAGACUCCCCUGUGUGUGUUCACGUGGGAGACACACACAGCCUGCCGCCAUUUUGGAGACUCUGGUGGCUGAGAGAAACGUUGAUUUAUAAACGUCCAUCUUGUCCAGUGGCUCGUGGUCAUGUUUUAACCCUGAGUCCAGACUCGCAGGAGCUUGAACCCAAUCCACAUAAAAACUAUUUAUAUGUUCAGUGAACAACUCAGUUUUUCAGUCGGUGACAUGAGAAGUGAGCAGGAAGGAAAGAGGCCUUGUUUUAUGUUAUCAGUUUAUAGAGAUUAUUUUUCACACGGGUUGUUUAGAUUUAGAAAAUGUAUCUUGUCAGGUUUUCUCUCCAGGGCCCAGAAACUGCACUGAGACCAGCCCCAGUGAUUAGGAACAGGUGUCUCAGUCUGGUCUGCAGACAUUUACACUACGACCUCCAAAAUGGCGUCCGCUGUGUUUGCUGCCGAUUUGUGAUGCACACAAAUAACAUCACACUGCAACACACACACUCACACGUGCACACAAGACCCCGUGAGACUGAGAACAGAGUUGAACUCUGCGAUCCCUGAAACCUGAAGUUUACAAGAGAAGAAUGAAGACGAGGAAGUGAAGGACUGAUCCGUCUGGAGCUUCCUCUCAGAUCCCCCCCCCGCCCCCUGCUCUGUGACAACACUAUGCAACGUCCGGGGUUCUGUGAACGCAGCUCGGACUCUUCUGCGUUUGAAGAGACACUAACAGGACUUUGAUGAAGACGGCGGCGCAGAGACGAGGAUGAAGAGCUUUUUAAUAUCCAUGUUCAAACAGAAAAUCACGAGUGCCAAAGAAAACAGACUGUAGCCGGAAGACUUUCACUUUCCUGUUUUUAUACGUCUGCUCUCUUGGUUCCUUCGGUUCCUUUAUUCUAUGGAUCUUUCUGCAAAGAAAGUGAUGAAUUCUAUCAUUCAGUUAAUUUAUUAGGAAUGUUGCUCGUGAAAUGGUUCAAUUGUAUUUGUACCUGUUUCACUGCACGUGCACGUUUGAUUUCACCUUCUGCAUCGAGGUGUUUUAUCAGAUUUGAUCCUUUCGCAGCUGAAGAAACUGAAUCCAGGGAACAGGUCAAAGGUGAAUAAUAUAAACUCAAGUUAUGAAUUUUAAACCGUCGUCUCUGGAUUUCAGAUUUUCUUGAAUUCCUCUGUGUCUUCCUGUUGGUCUGUGAAUCACCUGCAUGAAGCUGUUCAGUGCUUUGAAUCUGAAGAGACCUCGAGCUGAGAGCAUGAGAGCAGCUCGGUGCCAUUAAAGCAUGAAGCCCUGCAAACUGAACGCCCUGUUCAGAGCCAUGGACUGUGAUGUUGCUAAAAGACGUGCCUGUCUCCAAACGGACGCUUGUCCUCUGUCCAUACUGCUGGACGGCGUGCUCCUCUUCCUCUUCCUCUUCCUCCUUGUGUUUCUACCUCCAGAGCGCAAAGAGAAACAAUCGUGAAUAUUCACAGCUGCACCUUAAGAGAACCGAGUGAAGUCGCCCGAACAGAGAAGGAAAAGUUUACUGUCGUGUGCAAUAACCAGCCUGUUUCCACCCGGACCAGAAUCUGUAGGACAAACUGAAAGAUGACUUUAAAGUUGAUUUGUACUUGGAUCCAUAAGAAGCUUAAAAGAGCCCCCCCCCCCGCUUAUCACUGUGUCUCUAUGGAAACUGCACUAUUUGCACAGACUGUUGUUGUCCCCGGCGACUCCUUAAUGAUGAUAUGCAGCACGCCUCCUGUGUUCUUUGUUUUCUUGUGAAAUGAUGGAAUAAAUAAAUGAGUCAUUAAAA